AUGCUCUUGCCAUUCAGCGGAGAAGGAGAUACAUUAUUGAGACUAGAAGAUAUCAUAAACAAUGAAGAACAGGUUUACACAGAACCAGGAUCACCGAAAGAAGUUGUUGCUGCACAUACGACUCUGGUUGCUUCUCUUCUCAUAGCCUUCCUUCAUGCUUUGCUUAAGACCAUUUUUAUAUGUCAAGAACUCUCUCAGACCAUGGACAAGAUGGGGAAAGCAAACGAAGCAGUGAAAGUUGCUCCUGGACAUUUCCUCAACCAUCUAAUACCCUAA
Lactuca saligna is the source of this 276-nucleotide messenger RNA. The record is from the annotation of a GenBank genome assembly. Lineage: Eukaryota; Viridiplantae; Streptophyta; Magnoliopsida; Asterales; Asteraceae.